UUCAUUUCCUCUUUCGAAGUGAUUUUUGAUUGUCAGACGUGUGGCAGUUUGCCGAACACACUUGAGCAAAAUAUGCCUCUCCUUGGAACCAAACGUUCGUCGGCGAAUGUUCUUUUCUUUUGUCAAAUAGAGCUAUGUACUAAUCGCUUUUUAAGCUGCCUGAAAGCGUUUUGUUGGCGUUUUGUAAUCCUGAAAACGUUCUAAAUCGUUUCAAAGCAAAUUUAUUCAAGAGGCUCGUAAAUUUUUCGCCGAAUACGUCACGCAACGUCGCUCAAAGUUGAAGGCAAAUCACUUUGAGAUCAAACAAGCCAUCGCAUUCAAAUUGAAAGGGUUAUGUGUAAUCAUUGUGUCAUGUAAAUGAUCGUUUCUUUCGCAAACACGGUCUACAUACCACAGGCGUCCUCGUUCGAGCCGAAAAACAUAUCCCUUCGUAUUUGCUACAUGCGUAAACACUAAACAGUGUUGUUGCGUUUGGCAGCCCUUGUACGAAGUUAACGCGAUCGUCUUGGUUUUCGUGUGAUGGAUUUUCAUCGAGUAAUCGGAUGUUACCUUCGUGGUAUAUAUAAAGCUCAACAAUUCGUGCUCGUAUAAUGAGAAAGCAGCGCUUUGUGUUGUGUAUAUUUGGAGUGGUUCUGGUGUGUUUGAACACAUUUACUGUUGUUAAAACAAGCCCAACUAACCGCCGAAUAUCAAAUAGUUUACAACGACGUUUGAAAAGAAAUCUUACAAAUCUAGCGAAGGCUUUCAACUUAUCACAAGGAUUUGCAGGCAGUCCUAGAAGGAGUAAAGUGAAAAAAUAUCGUUUGAAAGACAGAUCAACAGCAUUGUUGAACGGCUUAAUAGACCGAUCGUUAGUUAAAGCCCCAUCGACGAAUACUCGCAAGGUUAUGCUUUUUUCAAGGAAUGGUUAUCUGCUUCAGAUAUCAAACAAUGGAUUCGUAAACGGGACCCAUGACAUGAGUGAUAACGUUUGGUUCGAGCUUCAGUCAGUCCAUGUGGGCAUCGUUCGAAUAAAAAAUAUUAAAACGGGUAGAUAUCUGGCUAUGGAAGAAAACAAUGGUAGACUCCGUGGUCAUACUCGUCUUUCAUUGAAGACGUUAUUCGUUACGCAUGAGGUGAAAACGUAUCAUUGGUACAGAUCGUACACAAAUAGCAAUUGGUAUGUUGGUAUACGUAAGAACGGCACCCAGAAACCGGCCCAUCAAACCGCGGCGGACCAGAAAGCCGUGCUUUUUUUCCUAGUCCCAUUCAGCACAUAAUGGAGUCGUCCCCAGGCUUCGUGCGUGAUGAGGAGUUAGCGUUGUAACUUCGGGUGCACUGUGGUAUACAAGUGUGGAUAAUGGUCAUGAAAUGCCGGACUUAUCCCAACGUGUCUACUUUUGACCCUAAAGCGUCGUUAAUGUUCAUAUAAAAAGUUCUUAGCAGUGUUGAUGAAGAGCAUUCGUGCCAUAGUACUAUACUUAGGGCAAUAAUAUGAGUGAUAUUGGACAUUCCUCUAUAUAAAUAGUCGUGUUUUGAAGUUCAACUUCCAGUUCAAAUCAAGCGUUUGUUUUUACCGCAAGAUUCUGGCCGUUUCUCAUCUCAACGAAGGAAAUCGUGAAGGAUGAUCGAGAAUUAUAGACGGUGAAAUCUGCUUCGCGAUUUUUAUCACAAAUGAAGCAAUUUGCGCAGAUAUUUGAGCAAGGAUAAUUAUGGUUGGCUUUGCUUAUUUAUGGCGUCCAUGAACAUCGUAUUAAAGUUAGUGCGCGUUUCCCUGCGAUAUUUUAAACUCGCGUGCAAGCGUCGACUGGCCAUCUUAUAUAGUCUCUAUGUAAAGUAGUAUAUUUGCUAGUAUUAUGCGUUCUGAUAGUGUGUGCGCGCGUCUAUUCGCGCAACCGCGCCGAAGUUAUUUUCGACGCGCAAACUUUAGUCUUCAAUUUUAUCGAUCUAACCUCGCUUUUACACAGAGUUUUCACAAAAAAUGUCAUGUCAAAAUUUGAACUCAAUUGAGCUCGAUAGGAAAACAGUUCAAUAAUACGUGAUCUCGUCCGAUAGUUCGGACACAAUCCACACCAACGAAUUCUUAGUAAAAUACUCUUUCCAUCUGAAACGUUUUCCCUCAAAAACGCACCAACCAAACAAAUAUUCUCCUGACUAAUAAGCCUGCAAUGAUUUAGGUUUUCACUGGAUAUUUCUGAUAAAAGAAAUGGCAGUAAACGUCUCUCUUAUUCAGAGAGGUUUUCUGUCAUUUAUACAAAGAAAUGCAUGCAAAAAAAAUCCGUGUUGUUUCACAAAAUAUUUUGUACAAAAAAGUAAUUUAUUGUCAUCUCAGGUAUUUGAGGUGUAUAUCUAUAAAUAAUAUAUAUUAGUAUAUUCCCUAUUUAUUUCUAUACAUUGGCGUAGUGUGGAAAUAAAGUAAUGUAAAUAAUAUAAGAGUGUAACUAUAUUUACACGGAGAUAUUUAAUGUUAUAUUA
Dendronephthya gigantea is the source of this 2454-nucleotide messenger RNA. Its product is annotated as fibroblast growth factor 1-like. Gene Ontology annotation, molecular function: fibroblast growth factor receptor binding; growth factor activity. The record is from RefSeq and is a predicted model, not a curated record. NCBI's taxonomy places the organism in Eukaryota, Metazoa, Cnidaria, Anthozoa, Malacalcyonacea, Nephtheidae. The transcript is spliced from 4 exons. Bases 591 to 1259 code for a protein of 222 amino acids. Gene Ontology annotation, cellular component: cytoplasm. Gene Ontology annotation, biological process: animal organ morphogenesis; cell differentiation; positive regulation of protein phosphorylation.